Messenger RNA from Cotesia congregata, 1303 nucleotides. The record is from the annotation of a GenBank genome assembly. Lineage: Eukaryota; Metazoa; Arthropoda; Insecta; Hymenoptera; Braconidae.
AUGUUAACUGGAAAUAUGUUUUUAAAAAGCGUUGCUUCAAUUAAACAAGUAAAACAUUAUGGAGGAUUAACAUAUCGAAAUAAAAAUCAUAUAACUUUGCGCGAAGAUAGUAAUGUAGUUGUCAAGUUCUGUGAAUUCAAUCAAAAUAAUUUUCGAUAUUUUGCAACUAAUGUAGUAGGCAAUGCCAAUCAAAGACCAGAUUGGAACAGAGCAGUUUCAGAAGCUGAAAAAAUUGUUGGAUAUCCUACUUCUUUUCUUAAUUUGAGAUGGUUAUUAAGUGAUGAAAUAGCUAACGUUGCUCUACACCUUAGGAAGUUAGUCGGGUCAAAUCAUCCAUUACUUAAAACAGCCAAGAGUUUAAUUUACAAUGGAAAAAAUAAUAUGCAAGCAUGGGGUCUUAUAGUGUUACUAAUUUCGAAAGCAGCUGGUCAUCAUAACGUGAAUGCUAUGGAAGAAGAUAAAGCUGCAGGGGUUUUGCAUAACCAACGAGCACUUGCAGAAGUUACCGAAAUGAUAAGAACAAGUCAUUUAGUUCAUAAAGGAUUAGUUAACAUUGAACCAGGAGUUUGUCCUGAACCUUCUGAAUUGACUGAUGUGACAUUUGGUAAUAAGAUCGCACUUCUAAGUGGAGAUUAUUUACUUGGUAACAGUAGUGCUGAAUUAGCUACGCUUCGAAACCAAGAAUUGGUAGAACUAAUGUCAAGUGCGGUUCGUGAUUUGGCUGAAGCUGAGUUCAUUGGAAGAAGAGAUAAACAAAAUAAUCCAUUACCUCCUAUACCACCAGAAACCCGUGAAGGAUAUGCCGUUAGAGAAUGGACUUUGCAAAAUGUACUGAGCGCUGGUGCGUUGCUUGGUAAAUCAUGUCAAGGAACUUUAAAAUUAGCAGGACAUAAUAAAGAUAUUCAAUCGCACGGUUACCGAUUUGGUAAACACUUAGCACUUGCUUGGCAGGUAAUUAGUCGUAUUUUGUAUCAUUAAAUAUAAAUCAUAAUUAAUGAUAUCAGUCGUAAGUAUUUAAUUUAAUAGUAUAUUAACCAAACAAGAAAAUUGAAUUUUAUAUGAAAUUUUUUUUUUGUAAUUUCUUAGUAAUAUUAUUAAGAAAUACUAGCAAUCUGCAGUCACUAUGCGACUGCCGAGAUUUACGGAUUACGAAUGAGAAAACUUUGGCUUAAUUACUUUUUGACAUUUCUAUAAUCACAUCAUACAAAGUUUAGGUACUUUUGAAAUAGAUUUGAAAGAGAAUAGUGCUGUGACAGGAUCAAUAACAAAUAAUUGGAUGGACAAAUGUGACGGAAUAAAUUUA